This is a messenger RNA of Musa acuminata AAA Group (dessert banana), 1466 nucleotides long. Its product is annotated as LOB domain-containing protein 30-like. Lineage: Eukaryota; Viridiplantae; Streptophyta; Magnoliopsida; Zingiberales; Musaceae. The transcript is spliced from 2 exons. The record is from RefSeq and is a predicted model, not a curated record. Gene Ontology annotation, biological process: hormone-mediated signaling pathway; positive regulation of DNA-templated transcription. The coding region runs from base 427 to 1188 and encodes 253 amino acids. Gene Ontology annotation, cellular component: nucleus.
AGCAGCUGGUUGGGGAGACUGCCGCAAAGUGACAAGCAAGAAAAGAGAGAAGAUGAUAGGGAAAAUAUUGGGUUGGUUUUUCACGAUGCUUGCUUCACGCAAGCUGCUAACCGUUGAGAGGAGAGAGAGAGAGAGAGAGAGAGAGAGAGAGAGAGACGAGGGUAGGAUUGACUGCUGGGAGUGGCUUUAAAGACUCAUCAGUACAGAGAAACCGAAAGCAAACAGGCAUCAAGCAGUAAUUAGCUCCAACACAUCGAUCCCAUUCUCCUUCACUCCAUUUGAACACCUCCUUCGAUCUUAUUUUCUCCCUUUGUGUUCCUUUUGUCUUUGAUCCUUUCACCAACAACCCAAUCAAUUCAUCUUUUGUUAGGACCAACCCGAAGUUAAAAGAGAAAUCAGGGAGAAGGAGGAGGUUCAUCAGGUGACAUGAGUGGUAACGUAAGUCCAAGUCUGAGUGUCGGCGGAGGAAGUGGAAGUGUCGGUGGUGGUGUAGGAGGAGGAGGAGCAGGAGGUGGUGGAGGCGGCGGCGGAGGAGGUGGCGGUGGACUUGGACCCUGCGGGGCGUGCAAGUUUCUGAGGAGGAAGUGCAUGGCGGGGUGCAUAUUCGCGCCUUACUUCGAUGCCGAGCAAGGCGCGGCGCGCUUCGCGGCGGUGCACAAGGUGUUCGGUGCCAGCAACGCUUCGAAGCUCCUCCUACACAUCCCUGCCCACAAGCGUCACGACGCUGUCAUUACUAUCUGCUACGAGGCCCAGGCACGGCUCCGCGACCCCGUCUACGGUUGCGUUGCUCACAUCUUCGCCCUCCAACAACAGGUUGUCAGCCUGCAGGCAGAGCUGUCUUACUUACAAGCCCACCUAGCCACGUUGGAGCUGCCGUCCCCUCCGCCACCGCCCCCACCACCGUCGCUCCUCGCACCGACACCGUUCUCAACAUCAGACCUGACAUCGGUGUCGAGCCUCCCCUCCACCGGCGAUCUCUCGACAAUGUUCGACCCUCAGGUGCAGCCAGAAUGGCCUCUUCAGCAGCAGCAGCGACCACCCACAGAGCUCCGGCCACAGCUCAGCAACAGGGCAAGGAACGUGUUGGGGAACCCCGGAUGUGGAGGCGGCGAUCUCCAAGCAUUAGCAAGGGAGCUCCUCGAUAGGCACCGGUCGACCACCAGCGAGCCGCCUCCCAUCUCAAAGUAACAAUAUAGAUUGACUGAAGUCUACUCGUUUAUUCAAGACCGUAUAAUUCUCAGAGGUGGAAGGUGACAGGCGUUGCACAGAUCCAGGAGAUGUGCUUCCUAACCGGGGAUCAAGCAUCAAAUUUAAUUUAUAUGAGUCGUCUUAGAGGGACAUUCAUGUGCUUCUCUUGUAUUUCAUUGCUAAACAACUUUCUUUUGGUUUGUGUUGUUAAACAAAGAUGGAAGAACUCCACUUCUGUAUAAAAAGGCUUUCGGCAUUUUGAUCUGACGACAGAUUAA